Pyricularia grisea is the source of this 3054-nucleotide messenger RNA. RefSeq lists its product as uncharacterized. Lineage: Eukaryota; Fungi; Ascomycota; Sordariomycetes; Magnaporthales; Pyriculariaceae. The record is from RefSeq and is a predicted model, not a curated record. The coding region runs from base 1 to 3054 and encodes 1017 amino acids. The transcript has 3 exons.
AUGCGGCUUCCGCGUGACCUGCCCACCUCAAGAAUUUACACACUCUACUGGGUUUGGAACUGGCCUACGAUUACGGAUAAAUGCAAAAUUGCAUCGCCGCAAUUAUAUACUUUAUACCUAAAUAUUAAACUUCGGACCGAAAAAAUUUCAAAUAAAGGUAACAUUGCGUUUAUAAGCAACCAGGACCCCAAUAAUAGGGUGCCGCUUUCCGCAUUCAUCUAUGACCCCUUCGUGGGAAGGGGGCGGCACCCGACUCUUGUGAAAAAGCUUAUGCGUGUUUUUAGGAGAACCGGAUGUCGUCCGCACCUAAGGGAAAAUCAUGUUCAAGGUCUAGUCGACGCAAGAACCCUCUCGCGUAUUAAUAACAGGUUGCAAAUUUCAGGGGAGAAUUUACUGCCGACGAUCAACACAGGCGGAAGUCAUCCUACCAUCAAGCUAAAACGAUGUAUACUUUGCAUGGAUGGCCAGCAAAGGAUUGCAGCUGCCGAGAAAAUGUUUGGGUUGGAAUACACAUGGACCGUGCGGUUGUAUUCUGCAACGAGAGGUAGCCCACACAAUCGUAACCCUGCAUUGUCAUUGAGUUACCGUGCUGAUGAGUACUCGACAGGAUUGCGGCAAAUAGCUUGCCACCAAAUGCCGGCAUUUUCCCGCCAAACAAAGUUUUCCGACGGGAACAUUUAUUACCACAUCCGCAAAGCGCAAGAGACAAAGUCCUGGAAACUAGCACAGAGUUACAGAGUGGAGCUCACACAAUGUAAAGAGAAGAUUCUGAACCAGCUUAUCCAGCACCACUUGACAGGCAUAACUGAAGGAUAUGUAGCUGCAAGAUCCUUCAUAGAAGCAUUGGACCUUCUUUUGCCGUACCCCGGACUAUUGGAGGGGCUGGAGCUUGCUAAUUGGCAUAGGUACCUAGCCCUGCAUUGGGACGAACCGAUCGUUCACUUUUUAAGCGAUCAUCUGUAUUCGACAUACGAGCUCAUUGUUGAAGGAGUCGCGGAGGCGAGGAAGUAUUGCGAUAUAACGACAAACCUGCCCGAAAAACUGUCGUGGACUCUGCCCACCAAUCCCACAAUAAAAGCAGCCGAUGGACAUGUAACAAUCUCUAACAUGGACCAAAAAAUAGCAUUAAAGGCAUUAUUUCUCACUGCAAUCCGUUCAUUUCCAUAUCUUUCUUCUAAUAAACCGAAACAGGACGUGCGAAGGGAAGCAACUGUAGCAAACGUCGACCCUGGAUUUGUAUAUCUGCUUCAAGCUGAGGCCAAAAAUUUAGGCCUCUCGUCAUCCAAAAUCGAAAAGGCAUUGGCUGGACACCAACCAAUCCCUCGGAGUAUAAAAACUCGUGAUCAGGAGAUUUACUGUGACUGGAAAUGCGGCAAACCAAAUCUACGUGCCUUUAUUAACCUUCAAAAGCAUGCAUUCCUCCCAGACUUGGCAUCGGUACAUGGGAAAGACGGUCUUGUGCCGUUGUUUGUGUUUCGGGACUUUAUGGAAGCCUUCUUUGGGAACGACGCAUUUAUGGUAGAAAUUGAGCCUCCGGAACAGGGUCAUACUGGUGCGAGCGCCUCGAGUUUCCCGGGCGGAACCCGCCCAAAUGUGCGUCGUGACAUCGCUGACACCGGCGCGAUGGAUGUUGAUCGAACCCCGGAACAGAGUGAUGGCAACACCUUGCCUUCACCUACCGACAGAACACGGCCGAAGCAUUCGCGUGUCAGACAAAAGCGACAUCACCCUUACAACCGGGCCGCUAAACAAGGAGCUUCGGGAUCGCAGACCCGCCAACGACGCAGCAGGAGUUCAAACGAAGUAAUCCUUAAUCAAGACGUAUCAAUGUCUGAGGCAGAGGCAGCUAUAGCUGACAGAGACCGAAUGCAACGCUCCGCAAUGGACCGUCGGAAAUCCACGCUGGAUCCAGAAGACACUCGGCUCGCUAUGGCACCAAAACCGUCUAAAGUAGCAAAAAAGAAGCCAGACAAGGGCAAGGGGAAGGCCAAAGCUGAGGUUUUAAAUCAGCUGCUUUCACAAUCGCCUGGUUCAAGAAAAACUCCGAGCCAGUCUGUGAUUGUUCAGCCGACCGCGAGAAUUCAGCCUACACACAAACGGCCUGGAGGCCCCAGUACAGCGUUAGCGGAGAAUCCACGUGGCAGCCCGCCAGAAUCCCCAUUCAUCGCACCUCCUGAUCUAGGCCUGCCCAGUAUAGCGACGGAAGAGGAGAAUCCCCGCGACCGGCCAAGAUCGCCGCCACUCGUUGCACCUCCUAGCCCCUACAGAACGAUUACGGCUGCAGAAGUAGAUAUUGGUCAGUCUUCAAAAACCGUUGCUUCAGCUGCUCAAGGAUUGCCUGAGCCGCACAUUGACCGGAACCCCGGUAAAAAAAGAAUUGUUAAAACUGGGGUGAACACUGUGGAGAUUCGGCAGCCCGCUAGAACCGACCCUCCACUCAAACGCCCCAGGAUAGCAACGAGAAUGGUACCUUCUAACAUAGCGAUGGAAGACGAGAACCCCCGUGACCGGCGAAGAUCGCCCCCAUUCCUGGCACCUCCUAAUCCAAGCCUGCCUAUAAUGACGACGGAAGACGAGAACCCCCGCGACCGGCGAAGAUCGCCCCCAUUCCUGGCACCUCCUAAUCCAAACCUGCCCAGAGCGAGGGAAGAGCAGAAACCCCGUAACAACCCCCAAACAUCCCCACUUGCUGCACCUAGUCCAAAUACGACCGACCGACCACGUCAGUCAACAGCAGACAGGCGUCAGCGUACGGAUGCAACCAAUUCGGCGGCGCAAGCGGGAGUUCCCCACCAAAACCCCCAAUUUGUCUCUUCAGGCCCGCCAAACCAAGAAGCGAGAUCGAAAGCAGUCGGCCGUUGGCUCACCCCAAAACCGCCAGUUAUGACUCCACCUAGUCCAACUUCGUCCAACCAACCAUUUCACAAGAUCAUGCAUCAAAACCAAAAGCCGCAGGCAGUCAAAUCAGACCAUCGAGCGGCCGACACAGAGACAGGCGAGUCCUUCGCACAAACAAGAAUAGCAUUAUCGGGUUCUCCUGAAUCGACGUCAUGA